CUCCAUUGGUGCCCCGUGCGUCAAACAACCUGCAACUCUGAUAAUGUGCGCUUUGUGAACACGUUCAUACUGACGGUCCUGUUAGAAUUUGCGCAGCAUUCGCUUGGUUAGGAUGUAAAAAUUUUAUUUUACAAUAAUAGCAGUUGCGAGAAAAACUUGACAGUUGUUCUUUCACUAUUCGUCGAUCUACCACGUUUUAAGACUGUUUCAAAUCGCGACAAGUGAACAUUUUAGUCUGUUUAUAAAAUAGAAAAAUUUUUUUUUUGAUUAGUGGUUUUUUUUUUAUUGGGCUUUUAAAUUCGGACUUGUACAGUGCCUUAUUUUUGAGUUCCACAAUGGCCAGUAACAAUUUGGAACUGACCAAUGGUUCCUUGAGAGUUAGAAAUGGUACCAUCACACAAGAUGAAAAAAAGAAGGAAGUUAAAGAAUGCCCAAGUGUUAUGUCUCCAGAGACCAAAAGACUACUGCCUCCAAACACAGAAACUGUUCAGACAAAACCUUUCCCAAUUAGGGGUGAAAGAUCUAAUUAUGUUAACAGUCCACAUGUUAUCGCUAUGGUCGGUCUACCAGCUAGAGGGAAAACCUACAUUUCGAAAAAGUUGUCUAGGUACUUGAAUUGGAUAGGCAUAAAUACAAGAGUAUUUAACCUUGGGGAAUAUAGAAGACACGCAACCACAGACUACCAAAAUCACGAUUUCUUCCGGCCUGAUAACGCUGAAGCCAUGGCUAUCAGAGCUCAAUGUGCAGAAGAAGCUUUAAAAGACGUCUGCAAUUGGCUGGAGAACGGCGGAGGGGAGGUAGCUGUCUUCGACGCAACAAACUCGACUAUAGAAAGGAGAAACAGGAUACACGAUGUUUUCGUGAAACAGAAAGGAUUCAAGCUAUUCUUUGUGGAAUCUGUGUGCGAUGAUCCUUCCAUCAUUGAACAGACCAUAAGAGAAGUCAAGGUUAGCAGUCCAGAUUACAAAAAUAUGAAUAAAGACGAGGCACUCAAGGACUUCCUGCAAAGGAUAAGCCAUUACGAGGAAAAGUAUGAACCUCUAGACGAGGAAAAGGAAUCAGAAAGAUCGUUUAUGAAGAUUUACAACACUGGACAGAAAGUUCUGACACAUAAGCACGAAGGACACGUACAGGCUCGCGUAGUUUAUUACUUGAUGAAUAUACACAUUACCCCUAGGACAAUUUAUCUCACAAGGCAUGGAGAGAGUGAGCAGAACCUAGAAGGCAGAAUCGGUGGUGAUUCCGACCUGAGCGACAGAGGGCGUCAGUACGCUUUAAGUUUAGGACAGUUCAUCGAAGAACAAAAGAUAGACGGACUCAGGAUAUGGACAUCAUGGUUGAAGAGGACCAUACAAACGGUGUCAGAACUGAACAAAGCCCCCCAAGAAAGGUGGAAGGCUCUUAACGAAAUAGACGCUGGAGUUUGCGAAGAGAUGACCUAUUCCGAGAUCAAAGAAAAAUACCCUGAAGAAUUCGCAGCAAGAGACUUGAACAAGUUCGCUUAUCGUUAUCCAAGAGGAGAGAGCUACGAGGAUUUGGUUGCUAGAUUGGAACCGGUCAUCAUGGAACUUGAGAGACAAGGGAAUGUACUUGUGGUGUCCCACCAAGCUGUUAUUAGAUGCCUUCUAGCCUAUUUUUUGAAUAAGACAGCUGAGGAGCUACCAUAUCUAAAAGUACCCCUUCACACCAUAAUCAAAUUGACGCCAGUGGCUUACGGUUGCAGAGUUGAACAUGUCAGUUUGAAUAUUGAUGCUGUAGACACCCACAGGCCAAAACCAAAGGUACCUGGAUCCUAAAACAAUGAGUGCCUGAUUGUGCUUCAAAAAAACCUGUUGUCUUGUAGCACAUUUUUAGUUUAGCAACAAGCUUGUAACAUUAACUGUGAAUGUUUCUAUUAACUUAAUUGUUUACAAUCUUCCCGAGAAAAUGAGGUAGCUGUAAUAAAAAUGUGUUUUGUAUGAUUUCUCGUUUAGAUUGUGAAUGCAUAUAUGUGUUAUUUUUCUAAGAGAAAAAAUUUUUGUGAUUACUUGAUACAGCGUCUUGUUGUUGCAAAGCCCAAUUUAAUGUUUCUAGUUAACUAAUCGAAAAGUACAAAUUUAUAUCAAUUGAAUUAUUUUUUUGAAUCAGUCAUGACUGGUAUAGAAUAGAAAUUUUCAAGCAAAAUCUUGUGUGUUUUUUGAAAACUUGUUUUCGAGAAAUUUUUUCUUCAAGAAGAAAAUUUUUAUUAGGUCAAAUUUGCGAAUGUAUAAUAAUAUCAAAAUGCUCAUAGCUUUAUACUAAAAAAUGAAUAAUGAAGUUUUAACUCAAUAGGAAAAUUUUUUAUUAGUGAAUAUAUGUAUAUUUUAAGCGAAGAUGAAGAAGUAAUAAGGAAAUAUUUUUAUACAUUAUAUCUCUUUUAUUAAAGUUGAUUUUUUUCAAGGUUCCUGGUUUUUUGGAAGACCGAUUUAAAAGGCCUUUAUACCCCAACUCAAUUAACAUUCAAUGACAAUGAGCCCACGUUGGGAGCAAGUUUAGGAAAGCUAGUGAUUUUCGACCUCAACACCAAAGUGUGGGGAGAACUAUAAAUAUAACUUUUUUGAUUAUUUAUGACUACAUAAACAUUUAUAUAUGUUCACCAAAUAUUAUGAAAUUAAUUCCAAUUAUAAGUUGAGUUUGUU
Harmonia axyridis is the source of this 2657-nucleotide messenger RNA. It is a transcript of the gene Pfrx, whose product is annotated as 6-phosphofructo-2-kinase/fructose-2,6-bisphosphatase. Lineage: Eukaryota; Metazoa; Arthropoda; Insecta; Coleoptera; Coccinellidae. The coding region runs from base 336 to 1796 and encodes 486 amino acids. Gene Ontology annotation, cellular component: cytosol. The record is from RefSeq and is a predicted model, not a curated record. The transcript is spliced from 8 exons. Gene Ontology annotation, molecular function: 6-phosphofructo-2-kinase activity; ATP binding; fructose-2,6-bisphosphate 2-phosphatase activity. Gene Ontology annotation, biological process: fructose metabolic process; fructose 2,6-bisphosphate metabolic process.